AUGUUCAAAAAGCGGAAGGUGAAUAGCGAUGGUGCUUCAAAAAGACGUCGAGUAAUUCGAAGCGAUCAGUCUGAAGUACAUUACGGCAAUAAACCAUCAAAUGGGAGUAUAGACGAGAUUGAAGAUAAUUCUCCUGAUAUUGAUCAUGACAAAUCAAAGAACGACAAAAAUGGAAACUUAAUUGAUGAGAGCGGCGGCCAACAGUCAUCCAAACGCCGAAAUCAGGAAGCUAUCUCAACUGCCAUUAACGAAUUAAGUCAUUCGAAGUCAAGUAAUAGGGAUGUAUCCUUACCAAAUGUCUUAGUAGCACAAUCACAUAGCAGUUCCACAAAGACAACUCAUGAAGCUGCGAUUAACGUUCUAGAUCCCAAGAAACAAACUGCUAACAUACGGACAACCUUAUUUACUGAUUAUCAGCCUGAUGUUUGCAAGGAUUAUAAGCUAACAGGCUAUUGUGGGUACGGAGACAGUUGUAAAUUUCUACACUCGAGGGAUGACUUCAAGGAAGGAUGGAAACUUCAUCAGGAUUGGAAGGUAGACGACGAGAAAACUUUGAGUGACAUUAAGGGCAUACCUUUCAAGUGUCUCAUCUGCAAAAAUGAUUAUAGGAACCCAGUCAUAACAGAAUGCGGGCAUUAUUUUUGCUCAUCUUGCUUUAUGCGGCGAGCAAGGGAAGACACUUUGUGUCCAAUCUGUAAAUCAGACACUCAUGGAGUAGCUAAAAGUGCUAAGCACUUAAAAACAAUUCUGAAGAAUAGAAGUAAACCGAUUUAA
Lachancea fermentati is the source of this 774-nucleotide messenger RNA. The record is from the annotation of a GenBank genome assembly. Lineage: Eukaryota; Fungi; Ascomycota; Saccharomycetes; Saccharomycetales; Saccharomycetaceae.